Varanus komodoensis (Komodo dragon) is the source of this 4342-nucleotide messenger RNA. It is a transcript of the gene TOGARAM1, whose product is annotated as TOG array regulator of axonemal microtubules 1. Gene Ontology annotation, cellular component: cilium; cytoplasmic microtubule. The record is from RefSeq and is a predicted model, not a curated record. The transcript has 21 exons. Gene Ontology annotation, molecular function: microtubule binding. The coding region runs from base 109 to 3483 and encodes 1124 amino acids. Lineage: Eukaryota; Metazoa; Chordata; Lepidosauria; Squamata; Varanidae. Gene Ontology annotation, biological process: microtubule cytoskeleton organization.
CGUUGGAUGGGAAUUGUAUGUUAAUGCUGCCGCUUCCUUCUUGUCUUGCAGCUCUCAACAUCGGACGAUUCCCUUCACUCUCCAAAACUAGGGCCUUCUCAGGGUACGAUGGCCUCUCAUCAGCCCCGUAUUUCAGGCAAAUGUGGGCUGAUCGGUCUCUCGCACAUGCGUGGAAAGAGCGGCAGUGUUGGUUCUGACCUGCAGUUUCUAGGAGUGAAUAACCCCUGGCAAGAUAAAGUGUGUGCCAGUCGCAAUUUCAUCCGCAAGCCCCAGCGGGCCUUUUGCAGCCCACCUGAGUACGGACAGCAUCCCGCGGGGUCUCAUGCCGGCCAGGGCGCUUUCAUCCUGCCGUCCUACCCGUUCUCGUCACCCAGGCACAGUCCAAAGCACUCCUCCCCUCCGGCUGAUCCGCUCAAGAAGCCACAGAACCACCCCGUUAACUUCUCCAACUCCUGGCCUCUUAAGAGCUUCGAAGGGCUUCCAAAACCUGCUCAUCAGAAGACGUUUUCCUGCCCGGUGGCAGGAGAGGAUGCAGUUAAAAACCCUGAGGCAAAGUCCCAGGACACGCCUCCGAUUCAGCUGAAACCUGCCUUUGUGCGAUCUCCGGCUUCACGCCGCGGCCUGAGUGGAACAAAACCCGUGCCUCCCAUCCCCCGGGGCGUGAGCCCCUUGCCUGAGAAAGCGGAAGUUCACCUAGUGGAACACAGGAAUGCAGAGCCAGAGGACCUGUGGCUGAACGGAAAGGAUAAGAAGCUGCCCUUCGAUCUGUUGGAGCUGAGCAUCAGCGAAAAGGAGCUGGAGGAGGAGGAGAUGCAGCGGUCUCUCCGGUCUCUUCGCAAUAGCGCGGCCAAGAAGAGGGCAAAGCUAAAUGGCAGCAGUUCUGACCUGGAAAGCCCCGACUCCGUGCUGAAGCUCGACCUGACGUCCGAGUCUCCUUCCUGCUUGUCUUCCCCAACCACCAGCUCCUACAGCGAAAGUGGCGUGUACAGCCAGGAUUCUGCACUGUCCCCGCUCUCCACAGCCCAUCAAGGAGUGAGAACAAUGUCAGAUCCCUUUCCGCUGCCUGGAGGCCACUCCCAGGCCACAGAGCUCUCGCUGCCGCCACGGAAUCGAGGCCCUGCCCCUGUGGAACAGAGUCCCAGUGCAGGGCUCUCGUCUCACGACAAAGUGACCUCCGGCGUGAGCAUUAGUGGCCAGCGCCUCAGCUUUGGAGAUGGAUCAGGAGAUUACGAAGAGGACAGCCUGAAAGCGAUGCCGCCUGCUCUCCUCAAAGGGCAGGGCAAAGAACACCAGAGGCACUGCAGGUCCACGAAAGGAUUUACGGGGCCCACUUCAAGUUUACAGCAGCUGGCUAACCAAGGGUUCCCUUCACCAAGUGCCUUGACAGAAGAUGCUGUAGUUGUUGUUGGAAAAGGAGUGUUUGGAAGCCCACCGUCCGCCCCGCUCACUUAUGGCCAGUCCAUACUGUUCUCCAUGGAGAACGGAGACGCACCUUCCUUCAAGCAGAGGAUGGAGCCUCUUUCUGGGAUCUAUGGGAGAGCCGUCCAGCAGCAGAGUUCUGCACCUUCCCUUGAUGCGGAAAAUGAAAGAGAUAUCAAAGUGGCCUUAUCCAAAUCUGCCCGGGAAAAGAUGAGACUGAAGAAGAGAGAAGAAAAAGAGUAUCAGGAAGCUAGAGACCUUGAAGGAAAGGAACCAAGCCCUUGGGAGUUACUUAAAUCAAGUGAAUCGGAGAAGAUGGCAACAGAAAGAGGGAGUGCCCUUUUCAGUCCUCGGCUGAAGAGAGCGUCAAGUGUGAAAAGGACUCCACCAUCCCUCUUGCUGGAAUCAGGAGACGUCUCUUCCCAUUCACGGAUGCCGUUCAAGGAUCGGACAUUGUCUGUAAUGCACAGUGCGGAGAUCAUGGAGCCGUCAGAGCUGAGACCUUUCCCCAAACCUGAAAUUGCUCUUUUGGAAGCGCUGCAGUAUCUCGCUGAUCAUGACUGGGAGAAGAAAAUUGAAGGCUUGAACUCAAUUCGGUGCCUUUCUGCUUACCACCCCGACGUGCUGACUGCGAAGUUACACGAAACCAGUCUGGCUGUGGUUCAGGAGGUAAAGAAUUUACGUUCGGUCGUGUCCCGGGCGGCUGUGGUCUGCUUGGGGGACCUGUUCAGCUACCUGAAAAAGAGCAUGGACCAAGAGCUGGACAGCACGGUGAAAGCCCUCCUGCACAAGGCGGGGGAGUCAAACACCUUCAUCAGGGAGGACGUUGACCGAGCCUUGAAGGCCAUGGUUAACAACGCGACACCCACACGCGCGCUUUCCUCCCUGAUCAGCGGAGGCCAAAGCCACUUGAACACAGCAGUGAGAAGAUGUGCAGCCCAGCACCUCUCCGACGUCGUGGAGCACAUGGGACCUGGGCGUGUGCUGUCAGGCCUCAAGGAUGUCACUGACAAGAUACUGUCUGCCGUGGCCAAAUUUGUCCAGGACGGCUCACAAGAGACAAGGUACUAUGGCCGAAAGAUGCUCUUCACUUUGAUGACACACGCGGACUUCGAUAAGAUGCUUGAGAAGUACGUGCUGCCGAAGGACUUGCCUUACGUGAAGGAGACCGUUGGCAGCCUGCGGCAGAAGGGGCUGGGAGAGAUGCCGGUAGUCACACCCUCGGCCAAAGGGAGGCGCUCCCACACCAGCAACAUGGACAGUUCAAGAUCAGCCUCUGUGUCGCGAGAAGCCCUCGGUGCUGGUGACAGCAGAGAGAGGAGAGAGGUACGCGAAAUGUCCAGGAAAUUAGUUCCUCGCAACACCUUGGAAAGUGCAGAAUAUGUGAAGAUCAUCACGACUUUACUGAAUGCAAAAGACUUCCGCGAUCGUAUCAGUGGGAUUAAGCAGUUACUGGCAGACACAGAGAGCCACCAAGACCUUGUGGUUGCAAACAUUGUGAAGAUCUUCGAUGCCUUCAAGUCCCGCUUGCACGACUCCAACAGCAAAGUCAAUCAGGUUGCCCUGGAGACCAUGCACCGGCUGAUUCCGCUGCUGAAGGAGAAGCUUUCCCCGGUCAUCAAUAUGCUCAUUCCUGCUCUGGUGGACAACAACUUGAACUCUAAGAACCCAGGCAUCUAUGCCGCCGCCACCAGCGUCAUCCAAGCUCUUUGUCAGCACUUAGAUGGUUAUCUGCUUCUCCAGCCGUUCUGCACAAAAGCUCAGUUUCUGAACGGAAAAGCCAAACAAGACAUCACCGAGAAGCUUGCCGAUCUCACUGCCGAGCUGUAUCCCCGGAAGCCUCAUGCUGUAGAGCAGAAAGUCCUGGUGGUCCUGUGGCACCUGCUGGGCAACAUGACGAACAGUGGCUCCUUGCCUGGGGCGGGAGGAAAUAUCCGGACGGCUACGGCGAAACUGUCAAACGCACUUUUUGCACACAUGGGUGACAACCUGUUGAUCCAAGCCUCGUCCCAGCCCCCGCACAUCAAGAGAACUCUGGAGGAAUUCCUGGACCAAGCCACCUGAUGCUGGGGGGCCAGCCGGAAGCACACCACUCUGCGCCAGCGUGCGCGGAUCAUUCUGGGGCUGCGUGAGUUCACUGUGCCUGCACUGUACCGUGUUGCAGCGAACUCGGAGUGCCUGCUUCUCUGUCAGCCCCACGGACUUGGUUUCCCCGUACGAGCCCAAGGCCGACACCAAAAUCAGUAUGACCCUCGCGGACCCCCUCUGCUCCGGUGCUGUUCCGAGAUGCCGUGGCGCUGGGACCGGCUCUGCGGAAACAAGCUCAACGCUGCUCCCUUGCACUCUCUUGGCACAGCCCCCCGCGUCGACUAACGAAGACGACCUUUUGAAAUAGGAAUCGUUUUAAUCAUGCAAUCAUGUUGUAACAUGUCUUCUCGUUUAGCCUUAAGAGGAAAACCAUCUUUGAGAGACAUGACUGAAGAACGGGGUUUUGUGUGAUGUUUGUGGAAAAAUGCAUUUUUACCAAUCACUCCACUUAAGAUGGUGCAGCGCUCGCUCGCUCGCUCGCUUUUGCUGCUGUCCCUGGAUUCCCUCCGCUUGAUGCCUGAGUGGAACCGCCUUGACAGGUUACAGUGAAGCACGUUGACCAAACUAUAUUGGAAAGACGUGGCUUUCACAAAUUUUGAGCAACAUCUGAAAACACACGUCAUGUGUUGAAUAUAGCUUCCCUAUCUCAGUGUGAAAAACAUUACAGAAUUUACCUGUCCAAAAUUUAUAAAGGUGUUAACUUUUCUGCCCUGCUGUGCAAUCCUCAGCAAUGUAGUGCCAGUUCUUCUGCUCUCAAAAUUUGACAUCUACAAGUACUGUAUUCAUUGGAAAGAAAAAUGCUAUAAAAAUAAAUGGAUUUAUUUCUGUACAACCA